Messenger RNA from Hydra vulgaris (swiftwater hydra), 1513 nucleotides. RefSeq names its product plasma kallikrein. Gene Ontology annotation, molecular function: serine-type endopeptidase activity. The record is from RefSeq and is a predicted model, not a curated record. NCBI's taxonomy places the organism in Eukaryota, Metazoa, Cnidaria, Hydrozoa, Anthoathecata, Hydridae. Gene Ontology annotation, biological process: proteolysis.
ACAGAAAAAGCAAACAAAUAUUCAUCUGUGUUAAUUAAACAAUCUGACCAGUUCAAAAAGUCUAUUUAAGAAUAAAAAAACUUAUUUUCAGUUCAGUUUUUUUAAGUGUUUUAGAUGAUGCCAUGAUCUACUUAAUUAUCUUUAUUUUUAAGCAGUUAGUGUGCUGGGAGAUACAUCGUGAUAGUAAUAUUCCUCUACGAUUUUUAUGGACGGAAAAAUGUAUGGCUAUAGCAAGUAUUACCCCAAAUCCGUGUAGUUCAGAAGUAUUCUUACAAUAUUGCUCAAACCUGUGUUUAGAAGAUACAUACAAGAAGACACCAUACAAGCUGAAAUGUAAAAACAUCCAUUCAAAAGAAAACGAUAUAAUACGUCGCAUAAGCGGUGGAGAAAAUAGUGUACAAGGCCAAUGGCCGUGGCAUGUCAGUCUUCGAAUAAAGGAUAAGCAAUGGUGUUCAGGCUCACUUAUUACAGAAAGAUAUGUGUUAACUGCAGCCCACUGUUUUGUCGCUAAUUAUACAAGUGUAAACGCUGCAGAUUGGCUCGUACUAACUGGUGAUCAUUUACUUUCCACAAAAGAUUUAAAUGAAGUUUCUCAUAAAGUAAAAAAAAUCAUUAUCCAUGAUAAAUUUGAAUGCAACGAGUUCAAAAAAGGAAACGGUGGUUCGUAUUACGUAGGAACCAGCGAUAUCGCAUUAUUAGAGUUAGAAACUCCUAUCCAUUUAUUAUCUCAAUUAAACUUGUAUCAAGAUAGUGGAUUUCUUUGUUUACCCGACGAUGAUGCUUCAUCAGCUUCAUCAGCUCAUGUUGGUGACAAGUGUCACAUAGUUGGUUGGGGCCAUCUCACAUUUAAUGGCAAUAAUCAAGCAGAAAUUCUUCAACAUGCAAGUGUACCAAUUGUAUCAAAUGCAAUUUGUAAUGAGCCCAUAGCUUAUAAUCACACAAUAAAUGCUAAACACCUAUUGUGCGCUGGUUUUACGGAAGGCAAAAUUGACGCCUGUAAUUAUGAUAGCGGUGGUGCUUUAGCUUGUAAUAAAAAGGGAUUUUGGUUUGCAACAGGAAUAAUUUCUUCAGGCUUUGAAUGCGCUCGCCCCCACUCCUAUGGUUUGUAUACAAACGUUGCAACUCAUAGAAAUUGGUUAAUAGAAACAAUGCUCAAAAAUUAACACAUAAACUUAUAUUUUUUUAAAUAAUAUUUUAUUAUUUUUGUUUCUUUACAAAACUAAUUAAAUGUUUUACUUUUUCAAUAGAUUUCAAAAAAAUAUCACUUAAUACUUUAUAAAUAACUAUUUAAAAAAAUAUUUAAUAAUAUUAAGUACUUAUUUAAAAAUAUUAAUAAAUAAUAGUUUACUAACAUGUUACAAAACAGAAAACAACCACAUGUACAAAUAUGCAAACAAUUAAAUAAUAGCAAAUCUCAGCUUUUGUAAAUACAUCUUUAUUUUAUAGUUUGAACAUUUUACGGUGGAUAAUGUAUUAUUUAUUAUGUAGAUGAAUACAUGAGUAAUUUUUAUUA